Molecule: messenger RNA, 1800 nt
Organism: Archocentrus centrarchus (flier cichlid)
Lineage: Eukaryota; Metazoa; Chordata; Actinopteri; Cichliformes; Cichlidae
Gene: pou2af2a
Product: POU class 2 homeobox associating factor 2
Exons: 5
Coding region: 78-971 (297 amino acids)
Cellular component (GO): nucleus
Molecular function (GO): transcription coactivator activity; sequence-specific DNA binding; POU domain binding
Source: RefSeq, a predicted model, not a curated record
ACUCUUGGAUGUAGCUACUAUAGGCAAAUACAGCAGGGGGAAAACAGAAAGGCCUCUGUGUGUGUAUCAGCAGCAUCAUGGACACAGAAUAUUCUAAGAGAGUGUAUCAAGGCGUUCGAGUGAAGCACACAGUCAAAGACUUGCUGGCGGAGAAGCGAUCCCGGCAGACAAAUGGACCCAGAUACAGCGGAGGAUCAACCACUCCACCUUCAUUUGUCCAGAUGUCAGGUACUCACAUGCUGCCCAGCUACUAUGGCAUAAGGGGACGUUCCUUCAUCUCUGACUCAGACUUCUGCCCAUCCAGCAAGCAGUUCUCCCCUGAUGUCUAUUCCUCCACCCUUGGGGGUAAGCCCCUAGGCUGCGAGCCCUCCACCAUGGCCGGCUACUCCUCUCUCAUCGACAGCUACUACCCAGAAACCUUUGGUGACUACCGUAGUGCCGCCACAUUCUCCAGCUCUGGAGGGUCCUUCCUGCCCUCAUCUGCACUGUCCUCCCUGCUACCGCCUUUCAGCGGAGAGUCCUCACAUUUAUUUCUGAGAGACUCAUGGGAGCAGUCUGAGCCGGUAUCCCAGGUGGAGGCUCUCUGCCAGGACAGCCUGGCCUCUGUUAGUGUCCCACCCUCCAUGCCCAGCCCCGAACCCCCAGGGAGCCCCUCCCAAUACCGCUCUCCAAGCCGAAGCUCCUCCUUGGGUCCUGUCCCCAGCAGCCAGCCCUAUACCCUGCAUUCUCUGGAGGAUGUCCACUACCACCCUUUAACCUCCACCAGCACUUAUCCCACUACACCAUCCUCCUCCUUCCCCUGCCCUCCUUACAUGAGCAGUCCUGUCAGUGAUCUGGUGACCAAGAUGGUGACGGAGGAGGCGGUCGACAGCCACAGCAGCCUCACCACCAGCACCGAAGCUCAUUCCUCCUGGGCUAAGGAAGAGGGGGUGAGCUCCUGGUCGCCCUAUGAGAUUAGGAGGGCAUACUGACUGAAUUCAGAAGAUUGCAUUUUUACAGACAAUUCAUUGAUGAACUCAACACUCUGGUGUAAAUUCUCUGGGAGGUUUUUGAAGAAAAUUUUAACAUCAAUUUGCUAAAAAUAUUCACAUUUUAAAGUGUCCCUAUUGUGCUCAUUCAUUGUAUACUUUGUGUAGUCUAACUUUGUACUUUGAGCUGCAGGUCUUUAUUUCACCAUCUGUUGGAAAUGCUUUGUUAGCCGCUGUCUCUGUGACCCUUCAGAAAGUCACAUCUGCUCUGGGUGUGACAGAGAAAGACAGAGCUGAGAGAAUCUAAACUACAGACUUAGAGCUGCUGGAUGAACAAUGUGGUAACGCCAUUUCUUAGUUACCCCAAGCAUCUUUUUCCUGCUGGCAAAAAAUCUGAGCAUAUCUGACAUCAUAUAUACCAAGAAAUGUAAAAUGCAGCAUAUCUGUGAUAGGCUGAUGAUAUCAAGCAACUAAUUUAUCCAUCAGGGUAUCAAAUAGUAAAGUGUGUUAACUACACACUUCACUAAGCACUAAAACAUAAAGGAGAGGAGGCUCAGGUGGCUCUGGCUAAGAAUGAUGGGUGACUGCAAGACAGUUGAAGGAGCUUCGCAUUCUGUUGAGGGUGUGCCAGGCUAGCUCCUAAACAGUCAAUAUCUUUGAGUGUCACAUAGUGACACAGAUAAGUAACAGAAAAAAAGAGCUCUUAAUGAGGCGUUUGAGGCAAUUCAGCAGCAGUGCUGUCGAGGGAAGUGAAUAGGUCCAUUUGUCCUGUGUAAUUUUGAAAAACACAUGCACAGAAAAUCCAGAGAAAACUGUAGAGAAAGGGGCACAA